AAAAAAGACGGACGGCGAUCUGUAGGGUGAUCAUUUAUCGAAUUAACAAUGACCAUGCGCCGAUAUCAUUUCUGAAUCUUUCCAUACUUACACCUCGAUGAGACAGUGGUCGGUGCAUAUGUCUUAAUUUGACCAUCGCCCCCAGCUUUCUCAUGCCAGUACAACGUCCUGCAGACCUCCGCUCAUGCGAUUGACUGGCAGCCCCUUCGCCCUCGGCCGCGCCACUUGGACGUGUGCUCGGUGCAAAAGUACACAGACACCCUCCAACAGGUUCAGACAUACAUACAGCUCUUAUGCACGACCCGUCAAGGUAGUCCGACCACGGCAGGCUGUCUAUCUCGCUGCAGCAGGUGGUGCUUUGGGCGGAAGUCUAUUGUUCUUUACAGAUGAUAUCAAGCAUGGGUGGCAUGCUGCCGCAAGGACAGGGAGGGUAGUGACGACGCUCGCAGUCUGUAUUAAUGAUUACCGAGUUACACUCAAACAGCACCCCGAAGAUCCCAAAGAAGCAUCCCACGCCUUGAAAGCCUGCCAUACACGAUGCGCCGAACGGACGUUAAAGGUGUUGGAGCAAAAUGGCUCGAUUUUCAUCAAACUAGGCCAGCACAUAUCUUCAAUGGGAUACCUCUUGCCCCGGGAAUGGACAGAUACAUUUGUGCCGUUGCAGGAUAGGUGUCCGGUUUCUUCCUACGAAUCGGUUGAAAACAUGUUUCUGCGCGACACUGGACACCGGAUAGAAGACGACUUUGCCGAGUUCUCCAAGGAACCUAUUGGCGCGGCUUCUUUGGCCCAGGUACACAUUGCGAGACUCAAGGAUAGUGAUCAGAAGGUGGCUGUUAAGGUACAACAUCCGACAUUGGAGGAGUGGGUGCCGUUGGAUCUGGCCUUGACGCGAUUCACAUUCAGGACGCUCAAGAGAGCGUUUCCGGAAUACGACAUGGAAUGGUUGAGCGAAGAGAUGGACUUCUCACUGCCACAGGAACUGGAUUUCAGGCUGGAGGGCGCCAACGCUACGAGAGCAAAAGAAUAUUUUACGAAGAACACCAAAUUUCCGCUCGUUAUACCGCAAGUCAUAUCGGCUAAGAAGAGGAUUCUUGUCAUGGAGUAUAUGGCGGGCGUGAGGGUGGACAACUUCGAGUACUUUGCCAAACACCACAUUUCGCGUGAUGAAGUGUCGGCCACGCUGGCGAGGAUCUUCAACGUCAUGAUCUUUCAGAAGAACGCGCCUCUUCACUGCGACCCUCACGCGGGCAAUCUCGCCGUCAGACAUAAUCCCAACAGGAGGUUUCCGUACAACUUCGACAUCAUUCUCUACGACCACGGUCUAUAUCGGAUUCCGGACGAUAAAUUGAGAAGAGACUAUGCGAAGCUGUGGCUGGCUGUCAUUGACGCCGACGAACCCAAGAUGCGGCAAUACGCGUAUGCAGUGGCUGGUAUUACGGACGAACAGUUUCCACUCUUCGCAUCUGCCAUCACAGGUCGAGACUAUCGGGUACUGACCAACAAGAAAGUGGCGACGUCGGCGCGUGAUGACCAAGAGAAGGAAAACGUUCAGGACGUCUUCGGAGACGACUUUGUGCAGCAACUCGUCCAAUUGCUCGGUGAUGUGCCCAGGAUCAUCCUGCUGAUUCUCAAGACGAAUGAUCUCACCCGCAGUUUGGACGAGUCUUUGGGGUCAAAGCAGCCCAUGCGCCCGAUGAUGAUUCUUGCACAGUAUGCCAGUUUGACGGUGUGGGAGGAGGAGAAAGAGAAACUGAGGAGGAGAGGAGGAUUGCUGAAUCCCAAGAACAUCUUGCCUCUGUUCAGGGCUUGGUUGACGCAUUUCCGGAUCGUGCUGAAAUUGUUUGGGUAUGAGCGGUAUUUGUCGAUACGGCGGCAUUUGAGUCUUGAUGGUUGACCUGCUUGCAAUGCGUGCCAGCUGACAGCUGAACUCUCGAUGGUUUGGAAUUAGCGUGGCGUUUUUAUAUACUGGCUUUUAAGCAUUGUAGGGAACAUGCAUAGCUGUGCCUAGCGGUUGGUAAAGGCACAUACCUAGGUGUGCCUAGCGGUUGGUAAAGGCACAUACCUAGGUGUCCCCGUGCCAUCAAAGGUACAUGAGCGAAAUCACAAUGUCUACGUGAGUGCUGGGCACGAUUGAAGAUCUCUGGCUCGCGUCGUUGACCACUCUUACAGUAUGCUCUAGUGGAUCAAGGCUAGAAAUCAAGGUUCAUAUAACAAAUCCGCAUAAUCUCUUUCGCAAUCGACCAUAGGAUAUGGAUCACAGGGCUUCCCGU
Molecule: messenger RNA, 2270 nt
Organism: Exophiala viscosa
Lineage: Eukaryota; Fungi; Ascomycota; Eurotiomycetes; Chaetothyriales; Herpotrichiellaceae
Product: aarF domain-containing kinase
Exons: 2
Coding region: 185-1894 (569 amino acids)
Source: RefSeq, a predicted model, not a curated record